This is a messenger RNA of Candida albicans SC5314, 2832 nucleotides long. It is a transcript of the gene STV1, whose product is annotated as Stv1p. The record is from RefSeq and is a predicted model, not a curated record. The coding region runs from base 1 to 2832 and encodes 943 amino acids. Gene Ontology annotation, molecular function: proton-transporting ATPase activity, rotational mechanism; ATPase binding. Gene Ontology annotation, biological process: vacuolar acidification; proton transmembrane transport. The transcript has a single exon. Gene Ontology annotation, cellular component: vacuolar proton-transporting V-type ATPase complex; fungal-type vacuole membrane; vacuolar proton-transporting V-type ATPase, V0 domain. NCBI's taxonomy places the organism in Eukaryota, Fungi, Ascomycota, Pichiomycetes, Serinales, Debaryomycetaceae.
AUGUCUCCUAUAAGACUUUCCGAAAAUAGCGUGUUAUCCUCAAACAACGAAUCAAAUGAGGCGAUAUUCCGAUCGGCGCCCAUGACGCUAGUUCAAUUUUAUGUCACAAUUGAAUUGGCAAGAGAUAUGGUUGGAGUAUUAGGGAAAUUGGGUAAUGUUCAAUUUCGAGACCUAAACUCCAAAUUGACUCCGUUUCAAAGAACAUUUAUUACUGAAUUGCGAUCAAUUGAUGGGUUGGUUUCUCAAUUGGACUUUCUUCAUUCGAUUAUGAUCAAACAAAAUACUAUCAAGAGUGAUCUUUACGUCAAUUUGCACGCCGAUAUGAAACCCUUGCCCACUUCAUCAGAGAUUGACAAUAUCAAAACCCGAUUGAGCGAGUUUUAUGAAAGAAUUAAACACCUAGAUCAGUCAUACAACAACUUAGAUCGCAAGAGGCUAAAAUUUAUUGAGAAUAGAUGUGUGUUGAAUAGUUUGAAUGAAUUCCAUAGAUCAAACUUGGUCGGAGGAGGGUACGAUGACGAACACACAGAAGACGCCGAUUAUGAUGAUAAUGCAGCACUUUUAAAUGAACAAAGAAACCAUAGCUUAGAGAUUGGGUAUGAGGCUCAUAACUUGGAUGAUAUUUCGUUCAACUCGUUAGCGGGUACAAUUGCUCGAGACAAAGUGCCAAUUUUAAGAAAUAUAUUGUGGAGAGUUUUACGUGGGAAUUUAUAUUUUCAUGAUAUUGCUCUUGAUGACGAAUUCCCUGCCACCGAGUCGUCCAUGGACCUAGUUCAUAAAAAUGUUUUCAUCAUCUUUAUUCACGGCGAUUUUUUACGAACCCGAGUACGUAAGAUUAUCCAAUCUUUAGAUGGUAUAUUAUUUGAUAAUGCCACUGGUGGAUCAGUUGCUAGAAAUGAGACAUUGACAGAAAUUAAUGGCAAAAUCGAGGAUUUAAACAAUGUGGUACAAACCACCAAGGAUCAAUUAGUGACGGAAUUGAUGAUUUUUCAGGAGUUGUACCCGGAUUAUUGUUAUAUUGUGCAACGUGAAAAGCUUAUUUACGAGACAUUGAAUAAAUUUGAUGAAGACAGCACCAGAAGAUGUUUAGUGGGAGAAGGUUGGAUACCCACUAAUGAUUUUGAUAAAAUACGAUUAGCAUUGAGAAAUCUAAUUAGACAAAAGACAAGACGGGACGGGAGUGACAGAGAUUCAAACGAGAGUGUCAACAUUUCAGAAUCUAUAGCAACUGAAACAUCAUUAUUUGCCAUUGAUGAUAGUGAUCACGAAUUGACCGGGUUUGAAAUUGAAGAUGAAGAUGAGGUGGGGUCUUUAAUUGCGGUGGUCAACGAAUUAGCAACAAACCGAACUCCACCAACAUUCCACAAGACGAAUAAGUUUACCGCUGCAUUCCAGCUGAUUAUAGAUGCCUAUGGGAUUGCUACUUACCAGGAGGUUAACCCUGGUCUUGCCACAAUUAUUACAUUUCCGUUUAUGUUUUCCAUUAUGUUUGGUGAUUUGGGACACGGGUUUAUUGUGUUUUUAAUGGCAAUAUAUUUGAUCCUAAACGAAGUGAGAUUUGGGGCUAUGCGGAAUCGUGACGAAAUAUUCGAUAUGGCUUUUACUGGAAGGUACAUUAUUUUGUUGAUGGGGGUAUUUUCCAUGUAUACCGGGUUGAUUUAUAACGAUAUUUUUUCCAAAUCAAUGGCAAUUUUCUCUUCUGGUUGGAAGUAUGUAAUUCCAGAGAAUUAUGACGCUACGAAAGGUGCCACCUUAGUUGCUGAGAAAAUUGCUGGUAAAGUUUAUCCCUUUGGAUUGGAUUGGGCUUGGCACGGAACUGAAAAUAAUCUUUUAUUCACCAAUUCCUACAAAAUGAAAUUGUCGGUGUUGAUGGGGUACACUCACAUGAACUACUCAUUGAUGUUUAGUUUAGUCAAUUACUUGUUUUUCAAGAGUCGAGUAGACAUAAUUGGUAACUUUAUUCCUGGGUUUUUGUUCAUGCAGAGUAUAUUUGGAUAUUUGGCAUUGACCAUUGUUUAUAAGUGGUCGGUUGACUGGUUUGGAAGUAAUAGACAGCCACCAGGGUUGUUGAAUAUGUUGAUCAAUAUGUUCUUGUCGCCUGGCACUAUUGAAGAGCCGUUAUAUGCUGGACAAAAGUAUAUUCAAGUGUUUUUGGUAUUAGUGGCAGCAGUUUGUGUCCCGUGGUUGUUGAUUUAUAAGCCGCUAGUGUUGAAGAAACAGAAUGAUCGAGCUAUACAAUUAGGGUAUAGUGACCUACGUUCUCAACGUCAACAUUCGUUGCAACUCCAUGAAGAAGAACAGGCCCUUGCGAUGCAUGAUCAAGGAUUGAAUCGUGAUCCCCCAGAUGAUUCGUUUGAGUUGUUACGUGGUAGUGAUGAGGAGGAGCAGGAGUUUAGAUUUCCUAAUGAUGUUGAGCCAAUGUUCCCCUCAGCUGGCGGCCAUGGUGGCGACGAUGAAGAUGGGUUUAAUUUUGGUGACAUUGUCAUUCACCAGGUGAUCCAUACUAUUGAAUUUUGCUUAAAUUGUGUAAGUCAUACUGCGUCGUAUUUAAGAUUAUGGGCUCUUUCCUUGGCACACGCACAAUUGUCAACUGUAUUGUGGUCAAUGACUAUCCAAAAUGCAUUUGGUAAAACGGGAACGGUUGGUGUAAUCAUGACAGUGGUAUUAUUUGCUAUGUGGUUCCUGUUGACGGUUUGUAUAUUGGUAUUUAUGGAGGGUACUUCGGCCAUGCUUCAUUCGUUAAGAUUGCAUUGGGUUGAAGCCAUGUCGAAAUUCUUCCAAGGUGAAGGGUAUGCCUACGAACCAUUUACAUUUAAAUCUAUAGACAUAUAA